Messenger RNA from Microthlaspi erraticum, 3330 nucleotides. Lineage: Eukaryota; Viridiplantae; Streptophyta; Magnoliopsida; Brassicales; Brassicaceae. The record is from the annotation of a GenBank genome assembly.
AUGCACACUUCGAGGGCGAGUCUGGUAGAGUUGGCCGCGUCGGUUGAGGCGGAUCUUGGUGGGCCAGUUGGUCCGGUGGCUGUGCCGUCAGCAGUUGCUUCUGCUACCCAGCCUCGGGGUCAGCAUCAGCAGCCGCGCAGCAGCAGCAGCAGCGCAGAGGUGGUUCGAGUUUCAGUUCUGGUUCUGGCAGGGGCGGUUUGCCUGCGCAGGGUCAGAAGAGGAGUAGAGAGGAGUUUUCUGGUGCUAGUCAGUUUCCUCGUGGUUCCUGUUGUGGGAGCACGGAGCAUCGUGUUUCGAGUUGUCCCAGAGAGAGUCAGCACCAGGGUGUGCUACUACUGCAAGGAGCCUGGGCAUAUCAAGCCCAUGUGUCCUAAGUUGCGGAGUAUGUCGGUGGCUUCGGUUCAGCCAGUAGCGGCUCAGCCAGUGAGUCAGAUCGCAGCAGUGCAGCCGUUGGGUCAGAUUGCACCGGCGCCGCGGGGUUACUCUUCAGUGGAGACUGGCGGGACUAGUCAGACCGGACAGAUCACAGGGACCUUGUUAGUGGGCGGUUUUGAGUCCCACGUUUUAUUCGACUCUGGAGCAUCGAAUUGCUUCAUUACACCGGAGCGUGCCGAGAAGAGUGGCAUCCGGAGUAGCGCGGGCGAGAGCGCGGGCAUGGUCAAGGUGGCGGGAGGUGGAUUCUUGUCUACUUUGGGCCGUGCUAGAGGAGUCGAGAUCGAGAUUGCGGGGCAGUCAAUGCCAGCAGACUUAGUCAUCAGUCCGGUGGAGCUGUAUGACGUUAUUCUCGGGAUGGACUGGUUGUCACACUACAGAGUUCAUCUGGAUUGCUACAGAGGUAGAGUGGUCUUCGAGCGAGAUGCAGGGAGGUUGGUUUAUCAGGGAGUGAGACCGACUUCCGGGAGUAUUGUGAUAUCUGCUAUUCAGGCCGAGCAGUUGUUAGAGCGGGGCUGUGAGGCGUAUCUGGCGACGAUUUCUAUGUCUGAGUCAGGAGCUGGAGUUGUUAUGGGAGAUAUUGAGGUUGUCCAGGAUUUUGAGGAUGUCUUUCAGUCACUGAAGGGAUUACCACCAUCUCGGUCUGAUCCUUUCACGAUUGAGUUAGAGCCGGGGACAGCACCGAUAUCGAAGACGCCUUACAGGAUGGCGCCAGCUGAGUUGGCAGAGCUGAAGAAGCAGAUAGAGGACCUUUUGUCUAAGGGGUUCAUUCGACCGAGUGUUUCACCGUGGGGAGCACCGGUGUUGUUUGUGAAGAAGAAGGAUGGAGUUUCAGACUUUGUAUCGAUUACAGAGAUUGACUUGGCAUCGGGGUAUCAUCAGAUCCCGAUAGAUGAGGCAGAUGUCAGGAAGACUGCUUUCAGGACGCGUUAUGGGCAUUUUGAGUUUGUGGUUAUGCCUUUCGGUUUGACUAACGCGCCGGCAGCCUUCAUGAGAUUGAUGAACGACGAGGAGCAUGCGACUCACUUGAGGUUGGUUCUGGAGAAGCUUCGGGAGCAGAAGCUUUUUGCUAAGUUGAGCAAGUGCAGUUUCUGGCAGCGAGAGAUGGGAUUUCUUGGCCACAUUGUUUCUGCAGAGGGAGUUUCUGUGGAUCCGGCUAAGAUUGAGGCUAUCAGAGAUUGGCCUAGACCUAGUAGUGCCACCGAGAUCAGGAGUUUUCUGGGUUUGGCAGGAUACUACAGGAGGUUCGUCAAGGGGUUUGCUACCAUGGCGCAGCCGAUGACGAAGUUGACCGGGAAGGAUGUCCCUUUUGUUUGGUCAGCUGAGUGUGAGGAGAGCUUUAGUCAGCUCAAGGAGAUGUUGACUACUACACCAGUGUUGGCGUUACCCGAGCCAGGGAAGCCUUACAUGGUGUAUACAGAUGCUUCAGGCAUUGGUCUUGGUUGUGUGCUGAUGCAGGAGGGCAGAGUGAUAGCAUAUGCUUCGAGACAGUGGCAGGGCAGUGAGCGUAACCGUCCUACACAUGACUUAGAGUUGGGAGCAGUGAUCUUCGCGUUGAAGAUUUGGAGGUCUUACUUGCUAGGUGAGACAGUACAGGUCUUCACGGAUCACAAGAGUUUGCAGCAUAUCUUCACUCAGCCGAUGAUGAACGCGAGACAGACGCGCUGGGUUGAGUUCUUGGCGGACUAUCAGGUGAGCAUUAACUACCAUCCGGGCAAGGCUAACCUAGUGGCGGACGCGUUGAGUAGACGGAGGUAUGAUUCCGCAGUUGAGCGAGAUGUGGAGUCUCUAGUUGGCGAGAUCAGUACCUUGCGUUUGUGUGCCAUUUCGCAGGAGCCUUUGGGUUUAGAGGCAGUGGAUCAGGCGGAUCUACUUAGCAGGAUCAGAGUUGCUCAGCAGAGUGAUCAGAGUUUGCUGGAUGCGACGAGAGUGACUGGUUCUGAGUAUGAGGUCUCUGCGAAUGGGACUAUCUUGGUUCGUGGGCGAGUUUGUGUGCCUAAGGAUGUGGAGUUGAGACAUCAGAUUUUGGGAGAGGCUCACGCGAGCAAGUUUUCCAUUCAUCCGGGAGCGACCAAGAUGUACCAUGACCUCAAGAGGUACUAUCAUUGGGUCGGGAUGAAGAGGGAUGUAGCAGACUGGGUUGCGAAGUGCAACACUUGUGCCUUGGUGAAGGCAGAGCAUCAGGUUCCGGGUGGUCUUUUGCAGAGUUUACCCAUUCCAGAGUGGAAGUGGGACAGGAUUACGAUGGAUUUCGUGGUUGGACUACCUGUUUCGAGGACUUUCGAUGCUAUCUGGGUGAUUGUGGAUCGGUUGACUAAGUCCGCACAUUUCUUGGCCAUCAAGAAGACAGAUGGAGCUGCUGUCUUGGCUAGGAAGUUUGUGCGAGAGAUUGUGAGGCUGCAUGGAGUGCCAGCUAGUAUUGUGUCAGACCGUGAUCCCAGAUUCACUUCAGAGUUUUGGAGGGCGUUUCAGGCAGAGAUGGGCACUAAGGUGCAUCUGAGUACAGCUUAUCAUCCGCAGACAGAUGGUCAGUCAGAGAGGACUAUUCAGACUUUGGAGGAUUUGCUGAGGAUGUGUGUGUUGGAUUGGGGUGGCCAUUGGGCAGAUCACCUGAGCUUAGUUGAGUUUGCAUACAACAACAGCUUUCAGGCGAGUAUUGGCAUGGCUCCAUUUGAGGCUUUGUAUGGGAGGCCAUGUAGGACACCCCUAUGCUGGACCCAAGUGGGGGAGCGCAGCAUGUAUGGAGCUACUUAUGUUCAGGAGACGACAGAGAAGGUUCGUGUUGUGAGGCUGAACAUGAAGGAGGCUCAGGAUAGGCAGAAGAGUUAUGCAGAUAGACGCAGACGAGAGCUUGAGUUUCAGGUGGAGAUAGAGUUUAUCUCAAGAUGGCUAUGUUGA